Messenger RNA from Bacidia gigantensis, 1557 nucleotides. RefSeq lists its product as uncharacterized. The coding region runs from base 1 to 1557 and encodes 518 amino acids. The transcript has a single exon. The record is from RefSeq and is a predicted model, not a curated record. Lineage: Eukaryota; Fungi; Ascomycota; Lecanoromycetes; Lecanorales; Ramalinaceae.
AUGAUAUCCCUCCGCUCUCGUUACAUCCUAAUACCUCUUCUCCUAUCCAUUGCAACCCUCGGUCUCCUCUCCCUGCGACUGGGGAAUCCCCUCUCUUCUUCUCCACCUCCUCCUCCUCCUCCACCAGCAGAUGAGAAGCCACCUAUAAGAUACAAACCCAAGGCUUCGCCACCCCCGCCUCCGCUUCCUGAGUACUUUCCUCUCGCGGCCUCCGCCUCCUCACACGCAGACAUCCCUCCAGUCCCCUCAUGGAACAAGCCCCCCUCCCCACAUGUGCCGGAGCACACGCGCCUCUUCAUCGGCUUCACACGCUUCUGGCCGCUCCUACAACAAGCAGUUGUGGCCUACAUAGCCGCUGGCUGGCCACCAGAAGAUGUUUACGUCAUUGAAAACACCGGCACAUUCGACUCCAACAAAAAAGGCCUCCUCACCUCCCAAAACCCUUUCUACCUCGACCACAAGCGCCUUACAGAUACCUUUGGCGUUAAUGUCAUCACAAUGCCUAGCCUUCAGACAUUCGCUCAAUUGCAGAACUUCUACCUCAGCGAAGCCCUCAACCACAAUCUGAGCUACUACUUCUGGGGCCACAUGGAUGUCGUGCCCCUUUCGCACGAAGACAUGCCUGGCGAAUAUAAAUCAUUAUACCAACUUGCUGUUGAGAAGAUAAGGGAGUGUACUGCAGAAGACUACCAGAAAGACCCAGCGACAGGCGAAAAGGCACCAUGGGCAAUACAAUUCUUCGCCUACGACUGGCUGGCGCUUGUAAACGCGGAGAGCUUCGCCAAGAUUGGAGGCUGGGACUCGAUGGUCGGCUACUAUGGUACAGACUGCGAUAUGCACGGGCGGAUAGGGAUGAACGGAAUGACGAUGCCGGUCGCUGAUGCGGGUGAUGUGUUUGAUGUGGAUACGAGUAUGGAUGAUCUAGAGCUCUUAUUUCGGAGGAAGAAGAAGAGGGUUCCUUCCUCAGUGAAGAGAGCAAAAGAGGAGGACGCACAAGCUAAGGACGAUGCAAAGGGCAGCGCUGGCAGUGGUUCCGGCAGUGGUUCGGUCGAUGGUUCUGGCAGUCAUGCCGAGAGUGAAUCCUCGAAUAGCACCAGCAGCAAAGCUAGUAGCGGAUCCAGCAAAAGCUCCGCCGAUGACGCAGAGAGCAGUGACCCGAGUAGUAGCUCAAAGACCAGCCCUCCAUUUGAAGGCGCCAUGACUCAUGGCGCAAACUCCAAAAGCGACAAACCCUUCACCAAGGAGAUCAAAGCCUACCUGGAGGAGACCGAAGAAGAUGAGCGAGGAGGACCCGGUUUCGUGGCGCUGAAAGAGAAGCUACAAUCAAUGCAAAAGGACAAACAAACGUCACCGGAGCGGAACAGUUGGCAGAAAAAGCAGCGGGGCGGGGAGGGAGAGCCCUUCUACUAUGACCCUGAUGGGUGGGAGAAGGCACUGCAGAUGACGAUUGAGGCUGGAUUGAAGAUUAAUGAGGAGAAAUGGGGACAUAGAGGGUGUGAUCUGAGAGCUGCGGGGUUUAAGGAGGGGGAUCAGUGGAAGGUGGAGCAUGAUUGGUAG